AUGGCCGCCCGAAUAGCUGCGCGGCUGCUAAGGGGCAAAGGACCUGACGUGGCAUUCGCAGCAGCAGCAAGCGGAAAUGCAGCCGAGGGUGUUUCCGCAGGCUCGGAAGGUGCAGUAGGUUCGGCAAGCGCAGCCUCGGAAAUCGGAAAUCCAGCCUCAGGAGCGGAUGUAGCAGCGGGGGAGGUGAUCGGCGCGGGGGAAGAAGCGGGGGAGGCGGAGUGGGGAACGUACCGCGACAGGCGCGUGGCGGUGCGGAGCUUCAGCGGGGAGGCGCGCGGAGAGGCGGUGCUGGACGGGACUAUAUUCGACGUGCCUGUACGGAGAGACAUCGUGCACCGCGUGGUGCUCUGGCAGCUCGCGAAGCGCCGCCAGGUGCGGCGGAGAGGAGUGCGGGGGAUUGGGUGGGAGGAAGAGGAGUACAGUGUUUGGGGAGGGGGGAGGCGAAGAGAGGGGACGAGGGUAGGGGCGGAGAGGAUGGAGUGGGUGGUGAAUUGCAUUGUAAUGGGUUCUGGGUGGUUGGGAUGGCGUUGCAAUGGGUGGGCACGGGCACGCACAGCACGAAGCGGGCGUGCGAGGUGCGCGGGUCGUCCAGCAAGCCUCAUCGCCUCGUCCUCACCCUCUCACUCCCCACAUUGUCCGUACACGCCCCCUCCCCCACCCGCGCAGGGCACGCACAGCACGAAGCGCGCGUGCGAGGUGCGGGGGUCGUCCAGCAAGCCAUGGAAGCAGAAGGGCACGGGGCGCGCCCGACACGGGUCCCGCCGGGGGCCGCAGUUCCGCGGUGGAGCCGCCAUGCACGGCCCCAAGCCGCGCUCGCACGCCUUCUCGCUCAACAAGAAGGUCCGCGCACUCGGGCUCAAGGCAGCGCUGUCGGCGCGGCUGAGGGAAGGACAGCUGGUCCUAUACUCUGAUUUGGAUCCGGGCAGCCCGAAAACGAAAGACAUGGCGCAGCACAUUGCCACGGCGUUCCCUGAGUCAAAGAAGAUCCUUUUCGUCGACGGUUCGCAACGGGCAGAUGAAACUUUGCUGCGGGCAUCUGGGAACCUGCACUAUGUGAAUGUUCUGCCAGUUGUGGGUCUGAACGUGUACAGCAUUGUGCAGCAUGAUGCCCUUGUGCUCUCGCUGCCGGCCCUGCAAGCCCUGGAGCACCGCCUCCUCUCCGCCAAGCGCCAGGUUCGGCCAGGCCUGGAGGAGAAGCUCUGCGCUGCUGCAGCUGCCACGGCCUGA
This is a messenger RNA of Closterium sp. NIES-65, 1227 nucleotides long. The record is from the annotation of a GenBank genome assembly. Lineage: Eukaryota; Viridiplantae; Streptophyta; Zygnematophyceae; Desmidiales; Closteriaceae.